AAUACCUUUGGUCUUUUUGGCCCGGCCAUGCCCACAAUGCCCACCCUGUGAAGGACCUUCACCAUCUAAAAAUUGUGCCAGCAGACGACCCGUGGAUCUGUUUUCUUUUCCCUGCUAGGAGUUGCUCUACGUAAAUCUGGCGCGAUGUCCCUGUUCUUCCCUCGAUGCAACUCCGUUGUCACCGUCAAGAAGGAUAAGAGACACAUGGCGGAGGUGAAUGCUUCUCCCCUCAAGCACUUUGUCACCGCCAAGAAGAAGAUCAAUGGCAUCUUUGAGCAGCUGGGGGCCUACAUCCAAGAGAGCGCCACCUUCCUGGAAGACACCCACAGGAAUGCAGAGCUGGACCCCGUUACGACAGAGGAGCAGGUUCUGGACGUCAAAGGCUACCUGUCCAAAGUGCGGGGCAUCAGCGAGGUGCUGGCCCGGCGGCACAUGAAAGUGGCUUUCUUUGGCCGGACGAGCAACGGGAAGAGCACCGUGAUCAAUGCCAUGCUCUGGGACAAAGUACUGCCCUCCGGGAUCGGCCACACCACCAACUGCUUCCUGCGGGUGGAGGGCACAGAUGGCCACGAGGCCUUCCUCCUCACGGAGGGCUCGGAGGAGAAGAGGAGCAUCAAGACCGUGAACCAGCUGGCGCAUGCCCUCCACCAGGAUGAGCAGCUGCAUGCCGGCAGCCUGGUGAGUGUGAUGUGGCCCAACUCCAAGUGCCCGCUGCUGAAGGAUGACCUCGUGCUGAUGGACAGCCCUGGCAUCGAUGUCACCACAGAGCUGGACAGCUGGAUUGACAAGUUUUGCCUGGACGCUGAUGUGUUUGUGCUGGUGGCCAACUCGGAGUCUACCCUGAUGCAGACGGAAAAGCAGUUCUUCCACAAGGUGAGCGAGCGCCUGUCCCGCCCCAACAUCUUCAUUCUGAACAACCGCUGGGAUGCGUCCGCCUCAGAGCCCGAGUACAUGGAGGAGGUGCGGCGGCAGCACAUGGAGCGCUGCACCAGCUUCCUGGUGGAUGAGCUGGGCGUGGUGGAUCGGGGCCAGGCCGGAGACCGCAUCUUCUUCGUGUCUGCCAAGGAGGCGCUCAACGCCAGGAUCCAGAAGGCCCAGGGCAUGCCCGAAGGAGGUGACAGGGGCGCUCUUGCAGAAGGCUUUCAAGUGAGAAUGCUUGAGUUUCAGAAUUUUGAGAGGAGGUUUGAGGAGUGCAUCUCCCAGUCUGCAGUGAAGACCAAAUUCGAGCAGCACACGGUCCGGGCCAAGCAGAUUGCGGAGGCAGUUCGCCUCAUCAUGGACUCUCUGCACAUCGCGGCUCAAGAGCAGCGGGUUUACUGCCUGGAAAUGCGCGAGGAGCGGCAGGAGCGGCUGACGUUUAUUGACAAACAGUUGGAGCUCUUGGCACAGGACUACAAACUGCGGAUCAAGCAGAUCACGGAGGAAGUCGAAAGGCAGGUGUCGACGGCGAUGGCCGAGGAGAUCAGGCGCCUCUCCGUGCUGGUGGACGAGUACCAGAUGGAUUUCCACCCUUCUCCCGUCGUCCUCAAGGUUUAUAAGAAUGAGCUGCACCGCCACAUAGAGGAGGGCCUGGGCCGAAACAUGUCGGACCGCUGCUCCACGGCCAUCACGGGCUCCCUGCAGACCAUGCAGCAGGAGAUGAUCGACGGCCUGAAGCCCCUCCUCCCUGCGUCCGUGCGGAGUCAGAUGGACAUGCUGGUCCCUCGGCAGUGCUUCUCCCUCAGCUACGACCUCAACUGUGACAAGCUGUGUGCUGACUUCCAGGAGGACAUCGAGUUCCACUUCUCUCUCGGCUGGACCAUGCUGGUGAACAGGUUCCUGGGCCCCAAGAACAGCCGCCGGGCCUUGAUGGGCUACAAUGACCAGGUUCAGCGUCCCAUCCCACUGACGCCAGCCAACCCCAGCAUGCCCCCCCUGCCUCAGGGCUCCCUCGCCCAAGAAGAGCUCAUGGUUUCCAUGGUCACCGGCCUGGCCUCCCUGACGUCCAGGACCUCCAUGGGCAUCCUGGUUGUUGGAGGAGUGGUGUGGAAGGCGGUGGGCUGGCGGCUCAUCGCCCUGUCCUUCGGACUCUACGGCCUCCUCUAUGUCUACGAGCGUCUGACCUGGACCACCAAGGCCAAGGAGAGGGCCUUCAAGCGCCAGUUCGUGGAAUAUGCCAGCGAGAAGCUGCAGCUCAUCAUCAGCUACACCGGCUCCAACUGCAGCCACCAAGUCCAGCAGGAACUGUCUGGGACGUUUGCUCAUUUGUGCCAGCAAGUGGAUGUCACCCGGGAGAACCUGGAGCAGGAGAUUGCUGCCAUGAACCAGAAAAUCGAGGUUCUGGUUUCACUUCAGAGCAAAGCCAAGCUGCUCAGGAAUAAAGGUGGCUGGAUGGACAGUGAACUCAACAUGUUCAUGCACCAGUACCUGCAGCCCAGCAGAUAGUGCAGCUGGAGCGGAGCCGGCGUGGAGAAGGCAGUGCCAGCCGCGGGGGCGCCCCAGGGCUGCUCCUGGCCGGCCGCCGCCGUGAGAACGGAAGCACCAGUGUCUCGCCGUUUUGAGCCCUUAAACACUAGUCGCUUUUCCCCCUCCUUCGCCUGCUGCUGCAGGGAGAUUUUUCCGGCUCACACCCUAGAGGAGACUUUUUUGACACCGAGGAAUCAAGUGGAGUCUCUGCUUUGUCAGAGACACUUGUCUGAGCAUCAUUGGGUGCUUGUAAGGCCCUGGCUCCCAGCCUCACCGCAUGCCUGCUCGGAGCCUGCACACCCUCCUCCCGCCAACACAGACGCCGGCCCAGCGCGCCUGCAGAGAAGGGCCACUCUAGGGGCGGCCUGGACUUUCUCCCCGGAUCGCAUCGAUACGGUUCUGUCCCGGAAGGACUUGGCUUGUGUCAGUCGGUCCUUCAGCUUCUGUGCUUUGUCCGCGCAGCGCUCUCGGCACGCGCUGAUGGCGGGGCUCAGGGCGCACCACGUCCUGGGUUUUGGGUGAGGUGGCCUGUGCCACGAGGGGGAGGAGGAUGCUGCACAGGCAGUUUGAUCGCGGUGGUGAGAAUAGUUUAGGGGAGCUUGUGUGUGGAGGGCGGCUGUUACCGUGAUCAGGAGGGACGUGCCUCCCUGCUCUUCGUUGUCAACCUUGUCCGGUCCUUGGCCUGCGUGGUCUGGUUUUAUUGUUAGUGAGAGGGGGUUCGGUCCAGGUUGUUAAAGGAUGUGGCAGAAGGAAAGACGUGGCAGGAAGGGGGCCUUGGCGGCAGGCUGGGGGCGUGGGCCCCUUUCAGGACAGCCGGAGAAGAUGGAGUCGGGGCAGAGCAAGGCCCUCCGUUAGACCUCACUCUGAGGGCCCACGGGGUCUGAGAGUCACCCCACUAGCUUGAUUGCACCCCCAUUGUGCCCCUUAAAGAGACAUGUCCCACCCCCAGCUUGGCCCACCUGCCUCGGCCAAGCAUCCUCUGGGCUGAGUCUGCGGUGACGCUGCAGCUGGCCAAGGACAGUGGGAACCCGGGGCCCGCUCUGCACUCCCACCACACACGUGGCCGCCUCCUGUUAACUUCGAGACGUGCUUUCCACUGUUAGCGGUCAAAGUGGGGGCAGGUUCCUGUCUCCAGAGUGUUAACUGUCUGGGCAGGCCGCCUUCGGGGACAGCCUUUGCAGUGCAGGUCAAAGAACGUGCUAGAAAGAAGCAGCCCCUCUUCCAGCAGAGGCAGGGCUUGUCCCGCCCUUUUGAGUCUACGUGCUCUCUGGUGUCAGGAUGUGCGUUGAUGGUCUCUGCACACGUGGGCGGCCACGCAGGGGCAUCCCCUCCAGGGCCCACUGGUCUCAAGCCGCAGCCUGCACUGUCGUGUGGAACAAAGCGGUAGGAGGGCUGCACGGUGUCACUCGCAGCGUGCCAGUGAACCAGUGUCCCACAAUCCCGAUGAGUUUGUGCUUUGGGGGGGGAAUUAUUUAAUAUAACCACACAGAAUUUUUUUAAAUGUAGCCCCUGGGCAGUGAAUGAAAUUUUGAACCUGUACCAUAAGUAAGAUGAAAUACGUACCACCCAGGGGGACUUUCUGAAGGAAGUGUGGCAGAGACACUGAAUGUAAUGCUGCUGACUGUUCUCUGUGUUUAUGUUCAUUUGCUGGAGUGAGACGUGCUUGGCAGUGAGUUUUUUCUCUGAUGUAUUUAAGGUGAUAUAUUUGCCUGAAUUGCUCCUGUAUCAUUGCUGAUCAUAUUGGAAAUGAAAAUAAAGCUAGUUGGGAACCC
This is a messenger RNA of Pipistrellus kuhlii (Kuhl's pipistrelle), 4217 nucleotides long. It is a transcript of the gene MFN2, whose product is annotated as mitofusin 2. The transcript is spliced from 19 exons. Gene Ontology annotation, biological process: mitochondrial fusion; mitochondrion localization. Gene Ontology annotation, molecular function: GTP binding; GTPase activity. Bases 145 to 2424 code for a protein of 759 amino acids. The record is from RefSeq and is a predicted model, not a curated record. Lineage: Eukaryota; Metazoa; Chordata; Mammalia; Chiroptera; Vespertilionidae. Gene Ontology annotation, cellular component: mitochondrial outer membrane.